AUGACUAAUAUGAAUUCAUGGAACUUGUUACAAAAGUAUUAUGAUGAAAAAGGGAAAAGUCUUUUAGUUAAAGAUCUUUUUGAAUUGGAUGAAAAGAGAUUUGAAAAAUUUUCUAAAGAGUUUGGUAAUUCUCAGGAUGAUUAUAUUUUAUUUGAUUUUUCAAAAAACAUUAUUGAUGAUGAGUUGUUUAAAUUACUGAUCCAAUUGGCAAAGGAUGCGGAUAUAGAAGGACUUAGAGAUAAAAUGUUUUCAGGAGAACGUAUUAAUUUUACUGAAAAUAGAUCUGUUUAUCAUGUUGCUCUUCGUAAUACUUCAAGAAAAAGAAUGGAAGUUGAUGGAAAAGAUGUUUCUAUUGAUGUUUAUUCUGUUCUUCAACAUAUGAGAGAAUUCUCUGAAAAGGUUAGAUCUGGCGAAUGGAAAGGUUAUACAGGGAAAUCUAUUAAAACAAUUAUCAAUAUAGGUAUUGGUGGUUCUGAUCUUGGCCCUUAUAUGGUUACUGAAGCAUUAAAGCCGUAUUCUUUAAGAAGUCUUCAAUUAUAUUAUGUUAGUAAUAUUGAUGGAACUCAUAUCUCAGAAAUUUUAAGACUAUGUGAUCCCGAAACUACUUUAUUUUUGAUAGCGUCAAAGACCUUUACUACUUUAGAAACAAUUACUAAUGCAGAAACUGCUAAAAAAUGGUUUUUAGAUUCAUCAAAAAAUAAAGAACAUAUUUCUAAACAUUUUGUUGCAUUAUCUACAAAUGAAAAGGAAGUUAUUGCUUUUGGUAUUGAUCCUAAGAAUAUGUUUGAGUUUUUUGAUUGGGUUGGUGGUCGAUAUUCAAUAUGGUCUGCUAUUGGUCUUUCUGUUGUUUUAUAUAUUGGCUUUGAUAAUUUUUGGCAAUUUCUUGAAGGGGCGCAUGCUAUGGAUAAUCAUUUUCUUGAAACACCACUUGAAAAUAAUAUUCCAAUAAUUGGGGGGCUUCUGUCUGUAUGGUAUUCCAAUUUUUUUGGAGCACAGACACGUCUUGUUUGUCCUUUUGAUCAAUAUUUACACAUGCUUCCAAAAUAUUUGCAACAGCUUUUUAUGGAAUCUAAUGGAAAAUCUGUUACUCAUACAGGUGAAAAAGUUGAUUAUACUACUGGAACUAUUUUGUUUGGGGAGCCUGCUACAAAUUCUCAACAUUCUUUUUUUCAAUUACUUCAUCAAGGAACUAGACUUAUUCCUGCUGAUUUUAUUAUGGCUAUAAACUCUCAUAAUCCUAUUGAGGAAAAUAAACAUCAAUUAAUGCUCGCAUCAAAUUUUUUUGCUCAAUCAGAGGCUCUUAUGAUAGGAAAAACAUUUAAAGAAGUUGAAGCUGAUGGAACAUGUUCAAGAUUAGUGCCUCAUAAAAUAUUUCCUGGUAAUAGACCAACAACAAGUAUAUUGCUUGAGAAAAUUACACCGAAGACUCUUGGGGCUCUUAUCGUUUAUUAUGAACAUUUGGUAUUUACUGAGGGAGCAAUAUGGAAUAUUAAUAGCUUUGAUCAAUUUGGAGUUGAACUUGGAAAAAUUCUUGCAAAAGAAAUAUAUCAAGAACUACUUACCAAUGAAUAUUCAACUAGUAAUAAUGCAUCAACAAGAAAUUUGAUAAAUAUUUUUAAGAUGAGAUCAUUUUACAGUAUUUAA
Molecule: messenger RNA, 1644 nt
Organism: Pneumocystis jirovecii RU7
Lineage: Eukaryota; Fungi; Ascomycota; Pneumocystomycetes; Pneumocystales; Pneumocystaceae
Product: glucose-6-phosphate isomerase
Exons: 13
Coding region: 1-1644 (547 amino acids)
Biological process (GO): glucose 6-phosphate metabolic process; gluconeogenesis; glycolytic process
Cellular component (GO): cytosol
Molecular function (GO): monosaccharide binding; glucose-6-phosphate isomerase activity; carbohydrate derivative binding
Source: RefSeq, a predicted model, not a curated record